AUGUUGUGCAUUCGGAAUGCGUCGGGUGAAGACGUUAUCGCUCGGCAGCUGGCCAACUUUGUGGAGACAUGCUUGCAGCAAGCGGGUCCUGAGAGUCCUACAAUUCUGGCAUUAAAGCGGUACUUGCGAGGCGUCUGUGGGCUUCCGAGAUUCAGACAACGGCUCGUACUUUCGGACGGCACUCUGCUGGCUGACAACGAGGCACUGACCCAAAUCGAGGCGCAGCUCGUUCUUCUGGCUUUCUGUGAAACUACCGAAACGGAAGAGGCUGCGCUCAGGCAUGCGGCAGCAAAGGGCAAGACUGAAAUGGUGGAGAAUCUUCUGCAAAGGCCACAGGAUCCAGAUUUGGGCUAUCCGCGACCUUUACUGCUCGCUUGUGGCUUUGGCCACCUGGAAGCUGCUCGACUGUUGCUGGAAGCUGAAGCUGACACAAGCACGGCCGACAUGGACGGCGCGACCCCGCUGUCUCUCGCAUGUCAGAGUGGCCACUCCGAGAUCGUACGACUUCUGCUCCAGGCAAGAGCCACAUCCUCGGCCAAUACUAACAAUGUGACUCCGCUGCUCUACGCUUGCCAGGACGGCCACGCCGAGGUCGCAAGCUUGUUGUUGGAGGCUAGAGUUGAUAUUGACCAUGCGACAAAUGCCGGCCACACCCCUUUGUUCAUGGCUUCCCAGAACGGCCACACGCAGGUGGCGCGCCUCUGGCUAGCUGGCAAGGCAGAUGCGGGCAAGGCCAGCACCAAACAUGUGACGCCAUUGUUGAUUGCAUCACAAAGUGGCCACCUGCAGGUUGUGCGUCUUCUCUUGAAAGCUCGUGUCGAUCCAAGCAAGAGCGACCAUAACCAUGUCACACCCUUGCUGCUUGCCAGCCAAGACGGCAAGGUAGAGAUCACAGAGCUCUUGCUUUCGGCAAGGGCAGAUGUGGGCAAGGCCGAAAUCCAUGGUGAAACCCCGCUGCUUUGGGCUUGCUUGGCUGGCCACUUGGGUAUUGCUGGCCUCCUGCUUGAGGCCAGGGCUGAUGUCGACCAGGCGCGAGACGAUGGUGCGACCCCUUUGAUGCUCGCCUGCCAAAACGGCCACUUGCAGCUGGCGAAGCGGUUGCUUGAUUCCAGAGUGGACCCGGGAAGGUCCAGCAAAAACGGGAUGACCCCAAUGUGGUUUGCAGAGCAGGCCGGCAACUUGGAGUUGAUCCGCCUCUUGCAGGCAAGUUCUGACGACAGCCUGCGAUCGGCGAAGCGAGCUCGGCAUUGA
Symbiodinium sp. CCMP2592 is the source of this 1251-nucleotide messenger RNA. The record is from the annotation of a GenBank genome assembly. NCBI's taxonomy places the organism in Eukaryota, Dinophyceae, Suessiales, Symbiodiniaceae.